AGGACCAGAUUCGGCGCAAUUGUCCCGCCUACAUGGGACGGGGCUUCUUCUACUUCAGCGAAGAGUCAUUGGGAUUGCUGGUCCUAUCAUGGGUGACCCGCAAAGACUUCGACCCCAUAAUACAUCGCGAGAUGAACUACAGGAUCCGCUGGUUGGUGGACACCGGAAUGGUGCAGCUGUUCAUGCGCGACGUGUCCCCAGGACCCACUGCGUGUUGGCUGCAACAAGGUCAAAAAAGCGACAUGGACGGGCGCAUGCUGGGAUUCGAGGACCUCGAGUCCGUGUUUGUCCUGUACACGCUGCUACUGCAGUUUGCACUCGCUGCCUUCAUCAUCGAGUGUCUUAGUGCUGCCUACGCCAGAGGCUGUGGUCGGUUCUGCCACGCUGUGAAACGCAGACGUUUCUAGCUUUCUUUAUCGCUCGGCGCUGUCGAAGUUGUAAACGCUCGGCUGGCAUGGACGAUGCGUUAUUACGUUUGCACUGCUGCGGCAGUGCGUCAGACAGAAGGUAAAAAGCUACGGACAGUUGACUCUGUAGCGUAGUUUGUUAAAAAUUUCGGUUUAUGUUUAGGUGCCGUCUAGAUUGUGCGCAUUAAUAAGCAGCUGAACAUAAUAUAAUGCCUAGAAAACACUAAGGCAAUCUCGCAAACAACUUUUACGCAA
Dermacentor andersoni is the source of this 662-nucleotide messenger RNA. RefSeq lists its product as uncharacterized. NCBI's taxonomy places the organism in Eukaryota, Metazoa, Arthropoda, Arachnida, Ixodida, Ixodidae. The record is from RefSeq and is a predicted model, not a curated record.